Messenger RNA from Micropterus dolomieu (smallmouth bass), 1923 nucleotides. It is a transcript of the gene pyroxd1, whose product is annotated as pyridine nucleotide-disulphide oxidoreductase domain 1. Gene Ontology annotation, molecular function: flavin adenine dinucleotide binding; oxidoreductase activity. The transcript is spliced from 13 exons. The coding region runs from base 252 to 1757 and encodes 501 amino acids. The record is from RefSeq and is a predicted model, not a curated record. NCBI's taxonomy places the organism in Eukaryota, Metazoa, Chordata, Actinopteri, Centrarchiformes, Centrarchidae.
UUAGUUGUAAACACGGAAGUUACGUUGCUUCAGUGCUGUGUUGUCAUGUGCUGACGCCAAUUUUGGGCAGCUAGCUAUAACAACAGUUUCCCAAGAGUGUUUUAACACGAUUACCAAUUACCAGUUGGGUCUUAAAUUUGUAUCCAUGCCGAGAGAGAAAAAGAAUAUGACAACAAAUUUGGCUGUUAAACCACGAAUGUAAGGAAGCUAGUGUUAGCUAGAGACCGUUAGCUUAGCAUUUUCUUUAAGGAAUGGCAGAUAAAAAAGAGAAAACAUUUAGGUUUGUAAUUGUGGGAGGUGGAAUCGCGGGUGUGACAUGUGUUGAGCAGCUGUCAUCCCAGAUUCCGUCAGCUGACGUAGCUCUGAUCACAGCAGGUCCCCAUAUCAAGGCAGUGACCAACUAUAAACAGGUGUCCAAAACAUUGGAAGAGUUUGAUGUGGAGGAGAAACCAUCCAGCGUUUUGGAAGAUAAAUUUCCCAACCUGACUGUCAUCCACUCUGCUGUCAAAUCACUUUACAUACAAUCACAUUCGGUGGAAACUGUAGAUGGACGGGUUUUUGGUUAUGAGAAGCUGUGUAUCUGCAGUGGGGCCAGACCUAAACUCCUAACCCAGGAUAACCCUUAUGUGCUGGGGAUACGGGACACAGACAGCGCCCAGGAGUUUCAGAGGCAGCUGUCCAAAGCAAAGAGAAUUGUUGUUGUUGGCAAUGGAGGGAUUGCCCUGGAAUUAGUCUAUGAGGUGGAGGGCUGUGAGGUGGUCUGGGCUGUGAAGGACAAAGCUAUAGGAAACACCUUCUUUGACGCCGGGGCAGCACAGUUCCUUAUCCCAUCCCUGGAGGCUGACAAACCAGAAAGAGCUGCUCCCUGUAAGAGAACCCGCUACACCACUGAGCAACCAGCACCUGGAGCAUCCCAGACCUUCAAAGCAGACAGAAACGCACGAGGGCAUGGUUCUACUGCCACAGAGUCUGGCAGCGCCCUUGGUCCAGACUGGCAUGAAGGGAUAGUUUUACAAGGAGCAGAGCAGGUUCCCCGCAGGGUUUCAGUGGAAUACCAGUGUGAGGUGGAAAAGAUCUCCACCUCUGAGGAUCUGCUCAAUUCCCCACAGCAAACACUCAGACCUGAGAAUGUAGGAUCCUGGCCAGUGUACGUCCAGCUGACCAAUGGCAAGACGUUUGGCUGUGACCUCGUUGUCAGUGCCACCGGCGUCGUGCCAAACACUGAGCCAUUUCUCCAUGGCAACAAGUUUGCACUGGCAGAUGACGGCGGCCUGCAGGUAGACGACCACAUGAUGACUUCGGAGCCAGAUGUUUAUGCUGCAGGGGACGUGUGCACUGCAUGCUGGGAACACAGUCCACUGUGGCAGCAGAUGCGUUUGUGGACGCAGGCCCGUCAGAUGGGCUGGUACGCCGGCCGCUGCAUGGCGGCACACGACCUGUCAGAACCGAUAGAACUGGACUUCUGCUUUGAACUCUUCUCACACAUUACCAAAUUCUUCAGCUACAAGGUUGUCCUACUGGGGAAGUUUAACGGGCAGGGGCUGGGGCCCGAUCAUGAGCUGCUAUUGCGCUGUACUAAAGGCCAGGAGUAUGUCAAGGUCGUCCUCAGUGGAGGUAGGAUGGUGGGAGCAGUGCUGAUUGGGGAAACAGACCUGGAGGAGACCUUUGAGAACCUGAUCCUCAACCAGAUGGAUCUGACCCGGUAUGGAGAAGACCUGCUCAACCCAGACAUUGAUAUAGAGGACUACUUCGAUUGAGCGUGCCUGAAGAAUUUCUAAAGGCAUGAGAAGGAAUCGUGCAUUCUGUAGUGUCCAAGCUAAUGGGCAUGUCUUUUGCCAGUAUCUUGGUUCUAAUGCACUUGCACAUUUAAGAAUAUAUUAUAAGGAUAUAUUUUUGUUUUAAAUAAAUUAUUUUCGAAACCAA